GCAGACACGGACGCGCUCCAAACUCCUGACUGAGUCCUGACUACUGACAGAAGAGUUCGUUCAGGGAUCAGAUCGAGAUCUUUCAUUUAUCCAGCUGUGAUCAUUGUUAUUUUUCUAUCGCCUGAAUUCUUUUGACCGACUGUAGAUCUCAGGAACGCACUAUGGAGGAACGGAGGACCUGGUGGUGCUACGUGAGGGUGAUUAGCGCACUUUUGGGGUGUGUGUGGUGCUUGCUGAACUCUGUGGAUUGCUAUAAUUUAGACCUGGAUAACUUUUUGCACUUCAGCGGACCUAACGGAUCUUUAUUCGGGUAUUCGGUUCUUCUGCACGAGGUGCCAGAGAGCCCAUGGUUGGUUGUGGGAGCACCAGUUGCUGACUCGGCUUUUGACCCCAAUGUCAAAAAACCUGGAGCCAUCUACAAGUGCCAUGUGUUAACCAAGAAGUGUGAACCACUCCAAACUGGUGUGGAGGAAUGUGGGAAAACAUGCCAGGCUGAAAACGAUAACCAGUGGCUGGGAGUCAGCCUGUCCCGACGCCCAUCCAGCGGUGAAGUACUGGCAUGUGGACAUCGCUGGAAGAACGUCUACUUCAUGAAGAAAGACAAUCAAAACAAGCUGCCACAUGGCGUCUGCUUUCAGUUCAACUCCAAUUUUAGCAGUACGACCAACUACAUCCCCUGCUACAGAGAUCAUCAGAGGAAAUUUGGUGAGAACUAUGGAUCCUGUCAGGCCGGGAUUUCUAAUUUCCUCACUGAGGAUCUGAUGAUAAUGGGAGCUCCAGGUAGCUCUUACUGGACCGGUUCUGUUCUGGUCUACAACAUCUCCAGCAAGGUUUUUGCUGCCUACGUGGACGAUGACAACACGGUGCUCUUUGGCAGCUAUCUUGGUUACUCUGUGAGUGCUGGUCACUUCCUUUCCCCCUACAGUAUGGAGAUAGUGGGCGGUGCGCCUCAGCACAGCCAGACGGGCAAAGCUUAUAUCUUUAAAAUGGAAGGAAACACUCUGAGCAUCGUGAAUGAGACGAGCGGCUCUCAGCUGGGCUCAUACUACGGUGCGAGUGUUUGUGCGGUAGACCUGAACGCUGAUGGACUGUCUGAUCUGCUGGUUGGUGCUCCGAUGUUCAGUACAGUGAGAGAGGAGGGUUGUGUUCACGUCUACAUCAACCAGGGCCAUGCCAACAUGAAGGAAGCAGAAUUCAAGCUGGUGGGCAGAGAUUCGUAUGCAGCCCGCUUUGGAGAGACCAUCACUGACCUCGGAGACAUUGACAAUGAUGGAUAUCCAGACAUUGCCAUCGGCGCACCGCAGGAGGAAGACCUACGUGGAGCUAUUUAUAUCUACAAUGGGAGGAAGACUGGGAUUACGUCUAGCUUCUCACAAAGGAUCUCAGGCUCCGUCCUUGGCACCAGUCUCAGCAUGUUUGGACAGUCCAUUUCUGGAGGCAUUGAUGUUGACAGCAAUGGUUACCCAGAUGUGGCAGUUGGAGCUUUUCUGUCUGAUUCUGCAGUGGUGAUACGGACUCGGCCUGUGGUGAUGGUCGAAGCGUUUUUGAUCCUCCCUGACAGUGUAAAUCGAUCUGUAGGCCUGUGCACUGAACACAACUCUCCCGCCGUGUGUGUGGAUGUCAGCGUGUGUUUUAUGGUGCAGGGAAAAGCCAUACCUGGUCGCAUAGAGUUAAAGUACAACCUUAGCGCUGAUGUAAACCACAAGGAACCCUUCCCCCCUCGCUUUAACUUCCACACCAAUGGCACUUCCAACAUCACGACAGGUCGCGUGAGGGCCAGACAUGGAGAGUUGACCUGCACCAAGCACCAGGCCUUCAUGAGGAGGGAUGUCCGGGAUAUUUUCACAGCGCUGGAUUUCGAUCUGCAGUACGAGUUGGGUGAACACAGUGUGGUAAACCGAGCGUCUGCAAGUUUUCCGCCACUCAAAGCAGUGUUACAGCAGAGAGACGGGUUCACCAACCGAGUCAGAAACCAGACUUGGUUUGCCCGACACUGUGCCUGGGAGAACUGCUCGACUAACUUGCAGGUUUCUGCACAUCUGGUGCUUCCACAGUCUUACAACAACAUGCCAUACUUUGCUCUGGGUAACGGGAAGACCAUCAUGCUAAAUACCACACUGGUUAACUCUGGAGACGAUGCUUUUCUUCCCAAGCUGCACCUCAGAUUCCCCAACAACCUGCAUUUUAUCAAAGUGCUCGACGCUGAGGAGAAACAUGUGAGUUGUGAGAUCGCUGAGGAAGAUAAAACAGCCAUCGGUCUGGACUGCAGUGUGGGAAAUCUGUACAUUCCUGCUCGGUCCAAGCUCAACAUCAGCUUAUUACUGGAUGUGAAUCAGAACAGCAGUGCUGGGGAUCUCAGCAUCAGCAUCAAUGCUACAAGAGAGAACUACGAGAACAAAGAUUUUCUACAUGAUAACGUGGCUCAUCUGACUCUGCCACUGAGAUACGGUGUGGAUCUGAAUGUACACGGACUUGUGUCUCCGAAUACAUUCAUAUUUGGAGAUCAUGAACUGACACCAGUCGACUGCUACAGUGAAAAGUUCAACUACACGUUUAAGGUGAUGAACGUUGGUCCCAGUAAAGCUCUUGAUGCCAAAGUAGAAAUCGAGAUCCCUCAGGUCAUGGUUCCCUAUCCAGACCAACUCAUCCGAAUCACAGAUUUACAGACAACUCAGGGCGUGUGCCAUGUGAAGAACAACAGCCAGCCGCUGAAGGACGACUGUGAUGUGAGGAAAGCUCGGUUCUAUGAAGAUCUGGUCUUCUACAUGUCUAAAAGCAGCAAGCGGACGAUGUUCUGUGUUAAAGUAGACGGGGCGUGUAGGAUCAUCGAGUGCAGCUUCGGUAACAUUGACAUCGGCAAAGAGGUCACCGUCAAUCUGGAGGUGGAGCUCAACCCUGAUGUUCUCCAGAUCAGCCCAGGAAGACAUGCUAUAAUGCAGAUGAACAGCAUCAUCUCUGUGAUGUCACCGGUCAAGGACAACAACACCAUCCUGCUGAAGGACAACAUCUACGCUAUAGUGAGCCUGGAGGGGCACAACAGCCAGAAGCUGCCGCCUGUCUUGGCUCAGAUAAUCAUCGGCUUUAGUCUGUUUCUGGGCCUGAGCAUUCUCGCCGUGCUGGUCUUUUGUCUCUGGAAGGCUGGAUUCUUCAAGCGAGGACUGAAGGAAAAGCAGGAGAACAUUCAGCGGGACAGCUGGGAUUACGUCCCCAAAAACGAGAGCAUAUCAUAAAUCUGCUGCAGCUUUUUAAAAGGAGUCUCCACAAAAAAAGACGUUAUGAGGGACUGAAAAGGAAUUAAAUGAAGCAAAAAAUGACGUGGGUAUUACACACUGUGGACUUCACAACUGGAAGCUGGAAGUGUGUGUGGUCCACACCUGAGUGACUGUAUUCAGGACCAAAUCAAAUGCACUUUGCUGGAGGAGGCGCUGAACUCCCAUGUGUGUGUGAAAGACUGAGAUGUUUCUCCUGGAUGAAUGGAAGCAUGAGGUGAAGGUGUUUGUGUUACUGUUUAUUACGAGUUGCUGAACAGAGGACCUGCUGUAGCAUCCAUCAGGUGUUCAGUAGGGAUUUUAGGCCCUGUCCUGAAUGGCACCCCAAGCCCUGUGGUCGUCCUAGGUGCAAGAAAUAAUGUAAAAAAAGGCAUAUGAGCCCAAGUGUGUGGUUCACCUGGUGUGUACAAGGUGAGACAAACUGCACUUGACACCAUGAUGCACAGGCAAAAGGGAGAUAUGGUGAGGUCCACACAGGGGAAACAGGGUUGAGAUAUUGAGUGCAUCUCUGAAUAUUUUACAUUUGUUUCUGGGUAGCACCAGAUCCACUGCCAUCCUGACCAGUGCUGUGACCUCGAUGUUGUUUUAUAUAGUCAAGAGCUUGUGCAGAUGCAUCACUGUGGCCAGUGAAAUACUGACAUUUGCCAUUUAGAUGGAAGUUCAUGGUUUGAGUAGUGGUGGGACAACCUAUAGCAUUUUGGACCUCAUGGGUACAUGCAAAUUCAGACCACAAGGCUGCAUUUGUGCUGUUUGGGACAGGGUCGAAGUGUCCGAUGUCUGAAGUAUGUAGUCUCUCUCUUUCUCUCUCUUAAAAACAUGCAGAAUUUGGACUGGUUGUUGUAAAUGUGCCUUAGAUACAAGUAAAUAAGUACAUUUGUGUCGCCCUGUAAUUAAAUGGCCCCAUCUAGGCCAGUGUUUAUGGGGGUGAUGUUUGGGGGUUCAUAUUGAGACGGGUGGGGACACCAGAUGGAAAGAGCGCACUAGUGCUGGGUGUUUUGGCUAAAUGCCACAGUAAGAAGCUGCAGAUGAAUGACAAGACUGAAGAACGUCUGGCACAUGGCCGAGUCAGACAGAGAGAGGAAGAGAAAAUCUUUCAAACCAAAAUUACUUAAAGGGAUGAAACAUAAAAAUAACAUUUUGUAAAAAAUCACUUCAUUUAUUUAAAAACAAAACAAAGUUGUACAACACCCUUAUCACCCCGGUCAUAUUAUUGCCCCUUUAACCUAGUAGCUGGCUGAAUCACCUUAAGCAGCAAUAACUAUAAAGAAAACUGUCGUCCUUACAGACAUUACAGACAGACUUUAAUCCUUUCUCUAUAAAAACAAGUCAUCCGUGUUAGUGUUUCUAUAGACAGUUUACCAUGACUGCUUUGACUUUAAUGGUAAGGAUCAAGAUGAGUGAGAUUUAUAUUCUACUGACCUGCUAAAAUCCAGAUUGGCUGCGUUCAAUUAACUAAAUUGGCUUGCAUUUGGUGAACUGGUUGAUUUAAGUCGCUAAGGGGGCAAUUAUUUUUACUGAGGUAAUGUGUUGGAUAACCCUAUAUACAUUAUAUUUGACAAAAAAAGGUGUAUUUUUUACCCAGUUUUCUUUGUUUAAUUUAUUUUUUCAGUGAUCUGAAAUCAGUAGGACAAAUAUGCAGUAACAGAGGCAAUCAGACAGGGGGCAAUUACCUUUACACCACUGUGCCUUAUCAAAUAAAAGAUUCUAAAUAAAUAUAUUUCUCAUCACAAAAAUUAUUACUAAGUAUCUUAAGUAAAAUUAUUACAGAAUCAGCAGAAAUAUUUGCUAAGAAAUAAACUCUGUGGUCCUAAUUAUUAAGUUCAGGUAUUUCAGUUACACUCCUAGCUAAUAGGUCUAUACAACCAAUUACAUAACAUAAAUAACUUCUAACUUUGUGGCAACAGUUUAAGGAAGGUGUUUUCCUGUUCCAGCUUGACAAAGUCUGGUGUGGAGAACCUCCAGUGGCCUGCACAAAGCCCUGACUUCAACCCCAAAAAGCAUCGUUUGGGAAGAAUUGGAAUGUAACUUGUGAGCCAGGCUUUCUUAUCCAACAUCAGUGCCUGAUCUCACGAAUGCUCUUCUGACUGAAUGGGCACAACCUUCCACAGACAGUCCAAAAUCUUGUGGAAAAUCUUCUUCUGUGUCUUAGUUGGGCCUGGAGGGAUAAAACACCAUUUGUUUUUUAAAAAGACCUUUCUAUAUUUGGAGAUUUCAGAAUGGUGAAAGAGACUGUCAACACCUUAAUCCAAAAUCUCCUCUGGAUAUCAAGUUGGGGAGAUCGAGUGGUGCAGCAGUCUUUCACGCUAGCCCUGGGGUAGACAGCCGGCCAACCAAUAGCACCGCUAAGAUGGAUCUCAUCGAAUCUGGAUCUCAGCUGUGUUAUCGGCCAGCUGGGCGUUAAUUCAGACAUGACUCACUAAGUCUGAGGAAUUGGGAAGAGGAAGGAGGCCCUGUGAUGAAUUAGGGCCCGGCCCUGUCCUGCCUGUGUUCCUGUAUUGUACCCAGUGUUUCCAGGUCAAGAAUAAAAAACAAGUUUUGUUGGGUUUGGAUCUGGUGACUGCAGGCCAAAGAAUGGUCAUAAUAUCAACUCAUUCAGUAACCCCUCUAGUUCUGUAAAUAUAAAAACUGUCAUCCUGGAUAAGACCACUCCCAUAGAACAACUAUAAAUUCAUUUGCAGACACCUUUUUAUUGAGGAAUUCUAUUUCAAUUCUAUUCAAAUCACUGUGUUUAAUAAAUAAAUGAUUUUAUUGUUUUCAGGACUUUGUAGGUUGUGUAUAAAGUGCAGAGGGUGUGUUUGUUCCUGUGUGCUUGUUUAUGUUUGUUUGCUCGUUCUCUGCUGUUAUUUAAGUACAGAUUCACUGGACUGGACUGAGUGUGUUUUUCCAAAUGAAAAUAAAAUAAGUUUUUUAUUAAAUUA
Molecule: messenger RNA, 6187 nt
Organism: Trichomycterus rosablanca
Lineage: Eukaryota; Metazoa; Chordata; Actinopteri; Siluriformes; Trichomycteridae
Gene: itga4
Product: integrin alpha 4
Exons: 28
Coding region: 162-3230 (1022 amino acids)
Biological process (GO): cell-matrix adhesion; integrin-mediated signaling pathway; cell adhesion mediated by integrin
Cellular component (GO): external side of plasma membrane; integrin complex
Molecular function (GO): integrin binding
Source: RefSeq, a predicted model, not a curated record